Molecule: messenger RNA, 2002 nt
Organism: Camellia sinensis
Lineage: Eukaryota; Viridiplantae; Streptophyta; Magnoliopsida; Ericales; Theaceae
Source: RefSeq, a predicted model, not a curated record
AUGAUUGAAGCAGAGGAAACAGAGAUCACGAAACAGAAACUCAUGAAAGAAUGUGGGCAAUUAAAGGAGAAAUUGGUUGUAAGAGAGAAGGAAUUGUUUUCCCUCUCUAGAGAAGCACAUCAGGUUAAUGAGAGUAAAGUACCGACUCAGAUAAAGGAAUUAGAACGCAAAGUUUCUAGCUUGAAACUCGAGAACAAAAACUUGUGCACCCGAAAGAGAGAACUUGAAGAGAAAGUCAAAGGUCGAGGCAAGGAAGCUAAACAACUAGGAGAGGAAAAUUCAGGACUGCGAUCCCGUAUUUUAGAACUUGAAAUGACAUCCAAAGAGAAAGAACAUACACUUUCUGCUCUUCGAAGGAAACUUGAGGAAAAUGAGAGUAACUCGAUGUCUAAGAUUGAGGAUUUGAUGGCACGCACCAACAAUUUGCAAUUGGUAGUGGACACUUUGCGAGCUCAAAAAGGCGAAUUGGAAGAACAAGUGUUGUUCAAGAGCAAUGAAGCAUCGGUUGAAGUGAAGGGCGUACUGGAUCAGAUUAAUGUUUUACAACAGGAGCUGCAUUCCCUAACCAGCCAGAAAAGUGAAUCAGAAUCGUCUGUAGAGAAAGUAACUCAAGAAAUAUCACAUUUCCUCAUUCAGAUAGAAAAUUUGAAAAAGAAGUUAGAAAGCAAGACAAUGGAUUUACAGAGAAUGCUAGAAGAGAAAGUGGGUUUAGAGAGACAAGUGAAGGACCUGGAGCUAGAAGCGGGUUCUCUACGCAGCAAGAAAAGUGAGUUGGAAGAACAGAUGAGAAGUAAAAAUUAUGAGGCUGAUCAGUUGAGAGAAGAAAAAGAAGGGUUACAUGUUAGAAUCUAUCAGUUGGAGAAAUCAUUAAAGGAGAGGAUUGAUGAACUCUCUGCUCUCCAAAUGAAGUUUGAGAAUUUUGGAAAUGAUUCAUCUUCUCAGAUUAAGGCUUUAGUAGCAGAGUUGGAUUCAUUAGGGGGUGAGAAAACCCAACUGGAGUUGAAGAUUGAAAGAGAGAAACAAGGCUUAAUGGAGAGAUUGACUUGGAUGGAGAAACAGAACAUUGAAUUGACAAGCAAGACCGUGGAACAUCAAACAACUAUGAAAGGCCAAGAAGCUAUUAUCAACAAGUUGAACGAUGAGCACAAACAAGUUAGAGAUCGGUAUCUUGAGUCCAUGCUGAACCUGCAAAUUGCAGAGAGAAAGAUUGAAGAGACUGCAGAAGAAUUUCGCAAGAAAUUUGAAGAUAGUCUCCGUAUCUUGAGCAGGAGGAUCCGUGUUGCAGAACAGUUACACGUGGAGAACAAAGAUGUGUACAGAAAGACGAAAGAGACAUACGAGAAACAACAAACGGACCUCAAAGAAAGGGUUGCAACUUCUGCAAUCGCGGUCAAGAAAAUGAAGGAAAUUUCGCUGACGGCAAAUGAUAUCUUGACUGGUUUAGAUGUGGUGGCACUGAAAUUCGAGGAGUGUAGUGGGAACUUCUUGAAUCGAAUUUCCAAGACUUCUUGUGAAGUCUUGUUUGCGAAGGAUUGGGUGAGAAGGAAAAACAAAGCGAUAAAGCACGUUCAGGAAGACGUGGAUUGUCUGCUUUCACAGCUGGAUACGAAGGAAGCAGAGAUAUUGGGACUGAGAGAGAAGGUUUGGAAGUUGGAGAAUACGGUGAGAGAAUUGAAGAAGAUGGUGAAAGAGAAAGAGGAAGGAAUGUUGGGUAUGAAGGAGGAGAAGAGAGAGGCUAUAAGACAGUUAUGUGUGUGGAUUGAUUAUCAUCGGAGUCGAAGUGAUUAUCUCAAGAAAAUUCUCUCUGAUAUGAUUGCUGUUAGAAGCCAGAGGACACCAUAGAACAUUUUCUUGAUUGUUUUCCAUUCAAUUUUUGGUAACUUUUUCUUAAUGAAUCAUUAACAGUUUUGUUCAUUCUUUCAACUAGACAGUUGGUGCCUACUGAAUAAAUACUAUGGGGGGUAUCUGUCAAACAUCAUAGUCUGUGAAUCAUGUGAAAGUU